Molecule: messenger RNA, 4535 nt
Organism: Phyllostomus discolor (pale spear-nosed bat)
Lineage: Eukaryota; Metazoa; Chordata; Mammalia; Chiroptera; Phyllostomidae
Gene: ADGRE1
Product: adhesion G protein-coupled receptor E1
Exons: 22
Coding region: 34-2811 (925 amino acids)
Biological process (GO): adenylate cyclase-activating G protein-coupled receptor signaling pathway; cell surface receptor signaling pathway
Cellular component (GO): membrane
Molecular function (GO): G protein-coupled receptor activity; calcium ion binding
Source: RefSeq, a predicted model, not a curated record
GGGCUCUCCUCUGUGAGGGAGAGACACCGCACGAUGUGGACCUUCAGCCUGCUCCUCUUCUGGGGUUGGCAGCACUGCUCAACACAGGCGGACUUCGAUGUGAAUGAGUGUGGGGACACCACCACGUGCCCAGCUUAUGCCACCUGCACCAACACUGUGGGAAGUUACUACUGCACUUGUAAACGGGGCUUCCUGUCCAGCAACGGACUGAGGCAGUUCAGAGGCCCAGGAGUGGAAUGCCAAGAUGUAAAUGAAUGUUCUCCAAGCUCCUCACCAUGUGGUCCUAACUCAGUCUGCAAAAACCUGCCAGGGAGGUACGAGUGCAGCUGCUUGCCUGGUUUCUCCUCUCCCACUGGAGAUCGCUGGGUCCCGGCAAAGCCAGGCCAUUUCUCCUGCACAGACAUCAAUGAAUGCCUCGACAGCGGCGUCUGCCCAGAGCAUUCUGAGUGUGCCAACUCUUUGGGAAGCUACAGCUGCCACUGCCGAGAUGGAUUCAUCUCUAACAACUCCCGCUGUGAAGAGGUGGAUGAGUGUGCCGAUCCCAGAGCUUGCCCGCAGCAUGCAACCUGCCACAACAGUUUUGGAAGCUACUCCUGUGUCUGCAACCCAGGAUUUGAAUCCAGCAGUGGAAACAUGAGUUUCCAUGGCCCAGGAGGGACGUGUGGAGAUGUGGAUGAAUGUUCCAGAAAUGUGACUCUUUGCGGUCCCAGUACUGUCUGCACCAACAUCCCAGGAGAAUACAGUUGCUCCUGCCUUCCUGGGUUCAUUUCGCUUGAAGUUUGGACCCCCGAGCACCCGGAGGCUUUCCACUGUGCAGACAUUGAUGAGUGCCUGGAUAUGUGCCCUUUCAAUUCAACGUGCACCAAUACCCUGGGGAGCUACUUCUGUACCUGUCACCCUGGCUUUGCACCAAGCAGUGGACAGCUGAACUUCACAGAGCAAGAGGUGGAGUGUAUAGAUAUUGAUGAGUGUGUCCAAGAUCCAUCACCAUGUGGCCCCAGUUCUGUCUGCACCAAUGCCCUGGGCUCCUACAGCUGUGGCUGCAGUGUGGGCUUUCGUCCCAACCCAGAAGGCUCAUGGGAAUAUGGCAACUUCAGCUGCAAACGGGUUCCCUUCAAGUGUAAAGAAGAUGUGAUACCCAGCAAUAAGCAUGUCAUGCUAUGCCAAGAGGGAGCAGCAGUAGAACCUGAACAGAUGUCAUUUUGUACGCUGAUGAACGCCACCUUCAGUGUCCUGGAUGAGGCCUGUGCAAACAAAACCACUGUUGUUUCUCUGGAGAGUACAGUGGAGAACUUCGUCUCUGUGCUUGAACAAACAUCCGUGUGGUCCAACUUCACCAAAGACAAGGUGUCCACCCUGGCCACAGUCUUGCUGGAGAGUGUGGAAAGCACCACAAUGGCAGCUCUUCUGAAAUCCUCAGCAAAUGGCAGCCAGACUGUUCAGACGGAGCACUUAGAUAUUGAGAGCAGAGUCAUCAAGGACGAAUGCACUGCAGAGAACGUGACCUUUAACUUGAAAGCCAAAGGGGACUCGAUGAAGAUUGGCUGUUCCACAAUUGAAGAAUCUGAAUCCACAGGGACCACUGGGGUGGCUUUUGUCUCCUUUGCGGGUAUGGAGUCUGUUCUAGAUGAGAGCUUCUUCCAAGACCCUCUGACCCCUAACUCCAAGAGGAAGUUGAAGAUGAAUUCUCACAUCAUUGGGGGCAUGAUGACGGGGGAGAAGAAAGAUGGGUUCUCGGACCCAGUUGUCUACACUCUGGAGAACAUCGAGCCAAAGCAGAAGUUUGAGAGGCCCAUCUGUGUUUCCUGGAGCACAGACAUGGGGGGCGGUAGGUGGACACCGUCUGGCUGCGAAGUCCUCAAAGCCUCCGAGAUGUAUACUGUCUGCAGCUGUAGUCGAAUGGCGAACCUGGCUGUCAUCAUGGCUUCCGGGGAGCUUACGAUGGAUUUCUCCUUGUACGUCAUUAGCUACAUGGGCAUGGUCAUCUCCCUGGUGUGUCUCGUCUUGGCCAUUGCCACUUUCCUGCUGUGUCGUGCCAUUCGCAACCGCAACACCUACCUCCACCUGCACCUCUGCGUGUGCCUGUUCUUGGCCAAGAUGCUCUUCCUCGCUGGUGUGGACAAGACUGACAACCAGACGGGCUGCUCCAUCAUCGCGGGCCUCCUGCACUACCUUUUCCUCGCCUGCUUCUUCUGGAUGCUGGUGGAGGCCGUGAUGCUCUUCCUCAUGGUCAGGAACCUGAAGGUGGUGAAUUACUUCAGCUCUCGCAAUGUCAAGAUGCUGUAUCUCUGUGCCUUUGGCUACGGGCUCCCAGUGCUGGUGGUGGUUAUCUCUGCCAGUGUGCAGCCCCAGGGCUACGGGACGCACACUCGCUGCUGGUUGAGUACAGAGACGGGGUUUAUCUGGAGUUUCCUGGGGCCAGUGUGCACAAUCAUACUGAUCAAUUCCACACUCCUGACUUGGACCCUGCAUAUCCUGAGGCAGAAGCUUUCCAGUGUCAAUGCCGAAGUCUCCACUCUCAAAGACACCAGGUUGCUGACAUUCAAGGCCUUUGCCCAGCUCUUCAUCUUGGGGUGCUCCUGGGUGCUGGGCAUCUUCCAGAUAGGACCCAUGGCCAGUGUCAUGGCCUACCUGUUCACCAUCAUCAACAGCUUACAGGGAGCCUUCAUCUUUCUCAUUCACUGUCUGCUCAACCGCCAGGUGCGGGAGGAAUACAGGAGGUGGAUCACGGGGAAGGCCAAACCCAGCUCCCAGUCCCAGACCUCAGGGAUCUUGCUGUCAUCCAUGCCCUCCGCCUCCAGAACGGAUUAAAGCCAUUUCUUGCUUUUCAAAUACAUUAUGGAGCAACAUUUGAGGCAAGCAAGUGCCUGCAGGAGCCUAUCCUGGAAUCUCCUCUUCCUGGCUUAAUGCAGAAAUACAGAAUCCUCCAGCCCCAGAGAACUCGGGGAAAUUUGAAGCAUGGAGGGCAGGGCAAUUUCCCCAUGGUUUUGAGAAGCAAGAUUUCAGUUACAGAUAACAAUUUCAUUUUCUGUGUUCUGCAGCUCUCACCUUCUAGAGUUUUGUAGAAAUAACAGAUCUUGGUGCCAUGGUGUGAGCAAGGUGGUCUGGUUACCAUUUUGCUGCUUCUUAUGUUUGUGGGUGUGUGUCUGUAAGCAUGUCUCUCCCACACUUACCACAUGCCUGACAGAGGACAACUCUUAGUGAAUGAUUUGUUGUCCAACUGGCUUACCCUGUGGCAAAGACUCUCCCUGUUUCUAAAGAAAUGGUCAUAAAACUGUAAUGAUAGCCCCAGGAGACAAAUAAAGUGCAUGGACACAUGGGCGACUUGGGCACGAAUACCUGAGAGUUAGCUGGGUAAGGACGAGUGGCUGAUGGAGCAGAACUCUCGCAGUUAGUGAAGAGUUGAAGCAUUUGAUGACGACGGCCUUUGGAGAGUGUUUUGGCUCCUGGGACCUUUCAAGGAACCAUCAUUUCCCUUCCUUCCAGGAACUUCUUAAUGCCUUGGCCAGGAUUCAUCCUGCUCACAGAGUUGUUGCUCGCCCACCUUGCUCUUCGUCCCCCACAAAACCUUGAGUGCCAGGGAGAAAAGGGGAUGAAAAUUUAAAACGCAAAAAUCCUCCCUUCAACAGCCUCUCUGGCUCCUCCCUAUGCAAAGUGUGGUCCAUAGAUCAGUGUCCACCUCCUUGGAAAAGCAAGAUCUCUGGCCCCACCCUGGUCAGCAGAACCAGAACUUGCAUUUUAACAGCAUCCCCAGGGAGUUUGUGUGGUGCGUCUGAGUGAAUGUUCUAGAAUAUGCUAGAAUAGCCCAUUUGCUGGUAGCCAGAUAGAAACAUCUUGAGUUUCCCUGUGUGUCUAAGGUAAUUAAAUAAAGCUGAGACCUCACAAUAGAGAUUUUUCUUUCUACAACACCAAGCUGCACUGGGUGAGUCCCUUCACCUGGGUGGGCUCACGUGCCUCCACUGGGGGGAGAAGAGACUCAGGAUGAACACUGCAUGGUUCUUAAGUUCCAUAAACAUGAGAUGAAAUGACUUUGCCCUUUUAUAAUUCAAAUAAUUUAUGGUAUCCAAAAAUACAGAUCCAUUUUCUGAAGUGAUAUGAUCGACAACCUACAAGUGUGCCCUUUCCCCGAACAUCAAAAUAGUUGAAAAAACUGAAAAACUUUAAAGUAAAAAUAUUAGAACCUAAAACAUUAUUCUACAUUUAAAAUUUUGAUUAAUCUCCAAACCAGAAUUCAUUAUAAUAUGACUUCUUUUGGUUUGAAAGGAAGCAAAAUCAUCAAUAUUUUCAGAAUCAAGUUCUAGAAAAAAAUUAAUUAUCCAAAAUAUAUUUAAAAAGUGAUGGUAAGUUCAUUUUGACCCAGUGUAGGACAGAUCUUGGACUCGAAUAUUUUAUUUAUCAUGGACUUUCUCAUGUUUGUCUCCACUUUUAAAAUGUGGCGUUGACACCAGCCAGCAAAGCAGGCAGCUCUGGAAGCUGGAAAGGACCAGGGAACAGACUUUCCCCUGGAGCCUCCAGGAGGAACGCAGCCCGCACCA